AUGGCCCAGCAACCUGACGGGGAGCCAUUCGUUUCCUCCCUCUGGACGAGAUCCCUAAUCUUGACUGCUCCCUCUACCCACUGGAUACAAUCAAAACCCGCCUCCAAAAAGCACGCGACCCCCUCGCACCAGCAGCAGCCCGCCUCUCUCUCCACCAAACCAUCCGCGGCAUCUACGCAGGUCUCCCCCUCCGUCCUCUUCGGGUCCGCCCCCUCAGCAGCCUCCUUCUUCAUCGUCUACGAUGGCGUCAAGCGCACCCUCCUCCCACCCGGAGGCUCAACCCAACCCCAAUCGAGAACACACAUAAUCCUCACACACUCCCUCGCCUCCUCCCUGGGCGAGAUAGCCGCCUGCGCCGUCCGCGUACCCACAGAAGUAAUCAAACAGCGCGCCCAAGCCGGCCUCUUCGGCGGAUCAAGUCUUGCCGCCCUAAAGGAUAUCCUCUCCCUCCGCCAUGCCGCCCCAGCGUCCGCCACAAAGCGCGGCUACGGCCAAGUCGUACGCGAACUCUACCGCGGCGCGGGUAUAACCAUCGCGCGCGAAAUUCCCUUCACAGUGCUCCAAUUCACAAUGUGGGAAUCGAUGAAGGAAGCCUAUGCAAAGCGCUAUCUGCGUCCCGCCGGUACUGUGUCUUCCGUGACUGAAACGCAGAUUCCGGCUUCGACGAGUGCUAUGUUUGGUAGUGUGGCUGGAGCGAUUGCGGCUGGUUUGACGACUCCGUUGGAUGUAAUUAAGACGCGGGUUAUGCUUGCGCGCAGGGGAGAUGGCGCUGGUGCGCCGGUUAGGGUUAAGGAGAUUGUCCGGGGUAUUGCCCGUGAGGGGCCUGGGGCUUUCUGGAGGGGUAUUACGCCGCGUGUUACUUGGAUUGGUAUUGGUGGUGCUGUUUUCUUGGGCAGUUAUCAGUAUGCUUGGAAUACGCUUGAGGGGAGGAGGGAAUAUAAGAGAGAGGCGGGGAUUUGA
This is a messenger RNA of Penicillium canescens, 960 nucleotides long. RefSeq names its product putative mitochondrial carrier protein (Pet8). Gene Ontology annotation, cellular component: mitochondrial inner membrane. The record is from RefSeq and is a predicted model, not a curated record. Gene Ontology annotation, molecular function: S-adenosyl-L-methionine transmembrane transporter activity. Bases 1 to 960 code for a protein of 319 amino acids. NCBI's taxonomy places the organism in Eukaryota, Fungi, Ascomycota, Eurotiomycetes, Eurotiales, Aspergillaceae. The transcript is spliced from 2 exons.